Messenger RNA from Doryrhamphus excisus (bluestripe pipefish), 2284 nucleotides. It is a transcript of the gene chrnb4, whose product is annotated as cholinergic receptor, nicotinic, beta 4 (neuronal). Lineage: Eukaryota; Metazoa; Chordata; Actinopteri; Syngnathiformes; Syngnathidae. The record is from RefSeq and is a predicted model, not a curated record. Gene Ontology annotation, molecular function: transmembrane signaling receptor activity; acetylcholine-gated monoatomic cation-selective channel activity. Gene Ontology annotation, biological process: monoatomic ion transmembrane transport. Gene Ontology annotation, cellular component: postsynaptic membrane.
CAUGCGCGGACAUGCCGUCUGAGGAGCGUCCCCCUGCUGGCCGGAUGCACGGAUGAACUAAUGGACAGUCACUAAAAAGCUCCACGCUGGCUCAACACCGGGACGCUUCGUCUCCGGCUUGCCCGGGCAGAGGAGUGCUGCUUUGAGGCUGCACCAGUUCACUCGUCUCGCUGAGCACAUCCACGGUGACGAAAAAAAAUGACGCCUACUCUUUGCAUCAUCGCUUAUAUGUUGACUUUAAUCCACGGUUGUGGUGGUGCCGACUCUGAGGAGCGCCUUAUGAACUGGCUGCUGGGCAAGAACCGCUAUAAUCCGCUCAUACGGCCAGCCAUCAACAGGACAGAGAGGGUCACCGUGAAGCUGCAAGUGUCUCUAGCGCAACUCAUCAGUGUGAAUGAAAGGGAACAGAUUAUGACCACAAACGUCUGGCUUACUCAGCACUGGGUGGAUUACAGGUUAAAAUGGGACCCGGCCAAGUACGAAGGUAUCGACAAGCUGCGUAUACCAUCCAGACAUAUCUGGCUGCCUGAUAUUGUCCUGUACAACAAUGCCGAUGGGACCUACGAGGUGACGGUCUUCACGAACGCCAUCGUCCUCUUCAAUGGCAGCAUCAACUGGCUUCCUCCCGCCAUCUACAAAAGCGCAUGCAAGAUCGAAGUGAAGCAUUUUCCCUUCGACCAGCAAAACUGCACUCUUAAGUUCCGUUCAUGGACCUACGACCACACCGAAAUCGACCUGAUCUUAAAGUCGGAGAUGGCCAGUAUGGAUGAUUUCACCCCGAGCGGAGAGUGGGAUAUCUUGGCGCUUCCCGGCCGACGAACGGUCAACCCGUUGGAUGCGACGUAUGUAGACCUCACGUAUGACUUCAUCAUCAAGAGGAAGCCUCUUUUCUACACCAUCAACUUGAUCAUCCCAUGUGUUCUCAUCACUUCUCUGGCCAUCCUGGUCUUCUACUUGCCGUCCGACUGCGGUGAGAAGAUGACUCUUUGCAUUUCCGUACUCCUGGCACUCACCGUUUUCCUGCUUUUGAUCUCGAAAAUCGUUCCGCCGACCUCUCUGGAUGUGCCGCUGAUCGGCAAGUACCUCAUGUUCACCAUGGUGCUCGUGACCUUCUCCAUCAUCGCAAGCGUUUGCGUGCUCAACGUCCACCACCGAUCCCCAAGCACGCACACCAUGCCCCCUUGGGUCAAGCUGGUCUUUCUGGUCAAACUGCCGACUUUACUUUUCAUGAGACGACCUAACAAUAAUACGAGCCGUCAUAGGUUAAGACAACAGCGCUGCCUUCAAGAAACAAGGACAAUUUUGCGCUUGGGUUACCCAGUUGGAACCAAACCAAAUUUUACCAAAUCUUCUUCUGCCUUGUUGUCUUCAGACGCUGUUUUCUCCAAGCCUGGACACAAAAAUAUAAUCCCUCCUUUGGGUUUUAGUCACACUGGAAGAAAAUGUGACCUGCGGUCCAACGAUUGCCUUCCCAGUGGUUUAUCCUCGACUCAGGACCUCCAUUUCAGAAGCAACUCAGACUGGGCUAAUGAUGUCCAGGAGGCGGUGAACGGAGUGCGCUUUGUCGCUGAGCACAUGAUGGCGGAUGAUGACGACCAGAGUGUGAUUGAGGACUGGAAGUACGUGGCCAUGGUGGUGGAUCGCAUGUUCCUUUGGAUCUUUGUCAUCGUGUGUGUGGUGGGAACCCUGGGCCUGUUUUUACAGCCCCUUUUUCAAAGCCAGGUGGUUCAGAACCAGCAACCCACAUCUGAUAUGCCUCGCAUUUGAUGGUAAUAGUAGCCUGAGGUUUAGCCCCAGUUCUUUAGCAAAGAAUGCUGUAUUUGCAGAGAAAUUGAUGACAACGGAAUCUGUGAAGUCAAUUUGGAAUUUGAGCAAGAUUCAUCAGGAAAAAUAAGUCUUGGAAGCUGCACAAAACAAGUCUGAAGCACCGUCAGGCAUGAUGUCCUAGACCAUCAAACGUUUUAUGGCUUUUUAUGGCUUUUUUUUGCAACACUUAUUCCAAAAGAAGUUGCGGUCUCAGCAAGCAGACUCAUAUUCAAAGCAGUAAGACUCACACUUAACAAAUGUAACAUAAAGUGUGUUGUGUUUUUUUUUAACAUUUUACAGUGGUUAACUUUUCACUUUUGCAUUACGUCUGUAAUUUAGAACUUAUUUUGCUUAGCUGUGAAUGUCGGUUGUCUAUGCGUCAGUCCCGGGAUGAAUGGAUGUAUUACAAUGUGAUGUGUGAUUACUGUCUGAAUACAUGUACAAAUACCUUGUUUCAGUUUGAUUAUACUCCAUGUAA